AUGUCUUCCGAUCCGCCCUCCAAAGAAGUCGUUGCCUCAGAUGGCGCUGCGGCCAACGGCACCACAAACGUCACUGCGAACGGAACUCCAAACGAGAAUAAGACUAGAAAACCAUUUUCGUGGACCCAACCGCAUCCCAUCUUCGUAAUCGUCUUAGUUGGUCCCAAUGAGCAGCCGUUUGGCCUCCAGAAAGACUUCCUCUGCGAUCGCUCUGAGUACUAUCGUAAGCAUUUCGAAGAAAGUGUCACAGAAAAGGCUUUGGAGCACAUAGUGAAGCUCCCGGAUGCGACACCCGAAGUAUUUGGGCUUGUACAAAGUUAUCUGUACACCGGAAAAAUCACAGACGAAAGCACCAACGUCACUUCCUACGAAUCUCUGGUCGGCCUUUGGAAUCUGGGCCAUAAACUUGCCGUCAAGGGGCUAUGUGAGCAUACACUCGAGGCCAUGGUAGAUUGCCGGCGAACUACAGGCCGAAUUCCAGCAACGCCUCUUCUCAUCCAGGUGUGGCGAGAUACUCCUGAGGGUUCAUCCAUUAGAGUUCUCUUGCUGUCCUGGGCGGCUGAGUACAUGAGGUCUUCAGAUGCUCGAGCCGAAUUUGCCAAGUCACUGCCCCAAGAGGUCCUCAGCGAGCUUGUCGUCACAAUGAGCUCGUUUGAGACGAUUGCUCCUCCAGCUCCUGCUGUGGCUCCAGCGGUGCCUGCAGUUACCUCUGUGGCUGUUGUCUCGGCCCUCCCUCCAAGCUCUAUCAAAUCAUCAAAUACUUCAAUUCCAACAAUGCUCAGGAAGAAUGUUCAUUACCUUGACGAGGGCCCAGACGAGGAAACCCUUGCAGCAAAGAAGAAGAAUAGACGAUCCAGCGCAGUGUCGGUCGAUACAGGCUCAUCCCGCAAAACACAUCGCAAGUCUGGCUCUUCCCCACCUCCCAAACCACAGAAGAGGCGCUCGAGCGCAGCCUUGUUAGAGGGCAAAAUAUUCUCAACUCAGCAGAAGCUCGAUUUCUGCGCCGACUUAUUGAACAGAAUGCUCUCUGGGCCAGGCUUUUGGACCCGGCUGGUUGGGCCUUUUCGAGAGCCUGUCGACCCUGUCGAAGACGGUGUGCCAGAUUACUUUGACAAGGUCAAGAAACCAAUGGAUCUUAGCACGGUCAAACAGAAAAUGGACCAGAAACAGUACACAACCGAAGAAGAAUUCCUUGUUGACGUGCGACAAAUCUUUGACAACUGUUUCACGUACUGGAAGAAAGGCGACCCAAUGUGGGCGGCUGGCGAGAGACUGCAACGAACAUUUGAAGAAAAGUACUCUCAUAUGAACAAGUGGAUCGCCAAGCUGGGAGGCGAAGAGGGCGAAUAG
Molecule: messenger RNA, 1350 nt
Organism: Trichoderma harzianum CBS 226.95
Lineage: Eukaryota; Fungi; Ascomycota; Sordariomycetes; Hypocreales; Hypocreaceae
Exons: 3
Coding region: 1-1350 (449 amino acids)
Biological process (GO): regulation of DNA-templated transcription; chromatin remodeling
Cellular component (GO): nucleus; chromatin
Source: RefSeq, a predicted model, not a curated record